Onthophagus taurus is the source of this 1734-nucleotide messenger RNA. The record is from RefSeq and is a predicted model, not a curated record. Lineage: Eukaryota; Metazoa; Arthropoda; Insecta; Coleoptera; Scarabaeidae.
AUGGGCGAUUAUGAGAAAGAGCAACAACGCCUAUUGGCUCUUUGGGAAGAUAUGGAAAGUGAUGAUGAAGUAAUCAACAAUGAUGAUUCGGAGGAAGAAGAUAUAGAUAAUAUAAGCGUUUGUAGUGACUAUCCCGAUAUGGAACAAGAUGCCGAGGAUGAACUGGAACCAGCUGAAGAGCAAACGCAAGCUAAAUAUUUUUUCGGAAAGGACGGAACUAAGUGGUCUAAACAACAUCCCAAUAAAAAAGUUCGGACUAGAGCCGAAAAUAUUAUAAUACACCUUCCUGGAGUAAAAAAACCUGCAAAAAUGGCUAAGACACCUCUUGAAUGUUUCUCGCUUUUCAUAGACGAGCAGAUGAUUGCCGACAUAGUUGAAAGGACAAAUGAAAGAAUAACGGAGAAAUGUGCGCAAUGGAAAGAUUCUCCUCACUACGGGCAAACAUCAGCGGUAGAGAUAAAAGCAAUAUUUGGCCUUCUAUAUUUAUCGGGAGUUUUCAGAAAUAAUCAUCGCCAUUUGUACGAACUUUGGAAUACGGAUGGUACUGGAAUGGACAUAUUUCCUGCUACAAUGAGCCAGAGACGAUGUGAGUUUUUGAUUUCGUGUUUACGUUUCGACAACAAGAGUAAUCGUGCCGAGAGGGUCAAUGUAGAUAAACUCGCCCAUAUCAGAGCUAUAUUUGAUAGAUUCGUACAGAACUGUCAAUCUGCUUAUUCACCAUCGGAAUAUUUGACGAUUGACGAAAAGCUUGAAUCAUUUCGAGGGAAAUGUUCCUUUAGGCAAUUUAUUCCCAACAAACCUGCGCGAUAUGGGAUAAAGGUACAUGCUUUGGUUGACGCGCGAACAUACUAUGUCCUAAAUAUGGAGGUAUAUGUGGGUCAACAACCCCAAGGACCAUUUAGAGUAAGCAACAAGCCAAAGGAUAUAAUAGAUCGUUUAGUUGCUCCUGUAUCGAAAACUAACCGCAACAUUACUUUCGAUAAUUGGUAUACGAGUCUGGAGCUUUUACAAAGUUUGCGACAGAAACAUCAAUUAACUGCAGUGGGAACUAUAAGAAAAAAUAAGCCCUACUUACCACCAGCUUUUCUAAAUGUAAAAAAUAGAGACAAUUGUUCCACCUUAUUUGGGUUCCACGAGGGAAAUACUUUGGUGUCUUAUUGUCCAAAAAAAGGAAAGGUUGUUCUCUUGUUAUCUUCCUUACAUCAUGAUGAUGCCGUUGAUCAAACAGAUAAGAAAUUGCCCGAAGUUAUAUCAUUUUACAACUUUACUAAGUGCGGAGUUGAUGUUGUCGACGAGAUGUCUGCGUCAUAUAACGUUUCAAGGAAUAGCCGUCGCUGGCCGUUAAGAUUGUUUUAUUCCCUCCUAAAUACGACAGGAAUUAAUUCGCAAAUUAUUUACAGGGAAAAUAACAAUGGUAUUAAAAUGGCCAGAAGACAUUUCCUGAAAAAGCUUGGCAUUCAACUAGUAGAAGCACAUCAAAGAAGCAGAAUGUCUAACCCUAGACUGACAAGAGAGCUUAGAGGAAAUAUUCGAAAACUUCUGAAGGAAGAAGAUUCUGAGCCUCUAUCCAAGAAGAGAAAACCAAAUCAACAAGGCAGAUGUUCAGAAUGCCCUCGUGCAAAAGAUAGAAAAACCAGAUAUAUUUGUGAAGCAUGUGAUAAGUUUAUAUGCCUCGAGCAUGCGGUAACAUAUUGUAAAAAUUGUAGUGACUUGAGUUCCACAGCAAAUGAAUAA